Messenger RNA from Hydractinia symbiolongicarpus, 3511 nucleotides. Its product is annotated as pleckstrin homology domain-containing family A member 8-like. Gene Ontology annotation, biological process: ceramide transport; intermembrane lipid transfer. Gene Ontology annotation, molecular function: ceramide 1-phosphate binding; ceramide 1-phosphate transfer activity. Bases 579 to 2231 code for a protein of 550 amino acids. Gene Ontology annotation, cellular component: cytosol; membrane; cytoplasm. The record is from RefSeq and is a predicted model, not a curated record. Lineage: Eukaryota; Metazoa; Cnidaria; Hydrozoa; Anthoathecata; Hydractiniidae. The transcript has 15 exons.
AUCCGUGUGCAUGCUUUGCAGGCAGACUUUUUAAUUUUAGUUAUUUUAAAGAUGCUAGCAACAUUUUAUGAAGACAAGCAGGAAAGUUAAUGGGUUUAAUAUCUUGCUAUAAUAUUUCAGGAUUUUUUCAUAUUUUUAACAGUCGGUCAGAGGAUGCAAGCUAAGGAUAAUUUACAAGAAUGACCCAGCUAAAUGACCCACUAAAGAUAAAUAUUUUAUUCUUGGUGGUAUACAAUGAAAUAGUAAAGAGGGUUGGCAGAUAAGAAUCAUCUUUGCGGCAGGCACAAGAUGAUGCAUCCAUCAAGGUGCAGAUUAAUACUUUCUAAAUUUUGCUCAAAGUUUUAUAAGGAUGUCGCUUUACUCAGUGUCUCCAUAGUUUUGUUUGCAAUGCAGACAGCUUAUCGAGGAUGUCAUAAACAUUCCUAAAGCUAAAAAUAUUAUUGCUAUAAUUCUUGCCCUAAAUUUGAAGAUUUUAGAAAAGUAGCACAAAGUUAGGGGAUAAAUUACUCUGUUUAUUUUUAGUUCUAUAUAAUAAUUUCUAUAUAUCCAAUUUAAAAAGAGAAUAAACAUAAGUAAAGAUGGUGAUGAUGGAAGGCAUUUUAUAUAAAUGGACCAAUUACCUUAGUGGUUGGCAGCCAAGAUGGUUUGUAUUAGAUUAUGGUGUCUUGGCCUAUUAUCGAUCUCAAGAUGAAAUGAAUUUAGGGAGCCGUGGUUCUGUAAAAUUGUCUUGCUGUGAAAUAUUAAUAAACAAUGCUGAUCCGGUGCGUAUAGACUUGAAGAUUCCUCCUGAAAAUUACAUGUAUCUAAAAGCUUCCACUGCAGCUGAGCGACAGAAAUGGCUUGUUGCCUUAGGAACAGCAAAAGCCUGUCUUGUUGACUCAAAUGCUGAAGAGCAACAACAAAAAAUGAACUCUAUGGUGUACCUUAAAGAUAAAAUGAAGGAGCUUGACUUAUGUCGUGGUAUCAUGCUUGAGCAAAUUCAUCAAAUUAAAUUAAUUGCAGUUAAUGCAGAUGAACACAAGCCUGUGAUAGAAUCAGUGACUUUGCUUUCUGCUACCUGUGAUACUUUUGCAACAAAUUUAAAUGAAAUCAUGGAAAUCAUUGAAGACAAUUUAAGUACAAUGUCAGGUUCUCCAGUGUCAACUCCACGGCUUCAAAAGCCACCUACCCAUCAUCAUUCACAUCGACACAAAAAAAAUCAAUCACCUCCUUCUACUCCUUCAUCUCACACUGGAUCAAUGUCAGACACACAAGACAAACAAAAAGGUUUAUUACAUUCAAGUUCAUCUGAAUAUUCAAAUUCUAAAAACAGUGACAGAGCUUUGCUUUCUCCUGGAACUCCUAAUCAAAACCAACAGCAGAUUUUUGAACUCCAUGGUGUGUCGCCAGACGCAUACAAGGUUAGAAAUCUACCUUUACAAGAAAUAAUUAACGAUCAGAUGCAUGGACCAAUGUCACCAACUAUUGACUCGUCAGUUUCUUCAGUUUCUUCCCUUCUGUCAUCCUCUGAUGGAGGAAAUGUUCCAGUACCACCAUUAAUACUGGAGGAUGAAUUGCCACGGGGCACACCUAAAUCUCCUGAAAAAGUAGAAUUUGUUGGAAAAUCAUUUUUUGGAAAAGCACCAGCAAGAUUUGAAGAUGUGCAACUGAACAGUGAUGGACUUAUACCAACCAGUUCGUUCCUGGCUGCAUGCUCAUCUAUUGUUCCCGUAUUUGAUUCUCUUGGUUCAACCACAUUUGCUCCUGUGAAAAUGGAUAUCCAAGGGAAUAUCCAAAAAAUUAAGUUGAAAUACGAAACUGAUGUUAUGGCAUUUGAGUUUUUACAAAAUAUAGUCUUUCAAGAGUUAAAAAGUAAUGAACACAAUGCAAAAAACUCAGCCACUGAUGCCUUGCUCUGGUUGAAAAGAGCACUGGAGUUCAUUCUGGUUUUCCUGUCGGAGGUUAGCAAAGGCCAACGUGAUUUAGCAAAUGCAGCAGGUAUUGCGUAUGAGAGAUCGUUAAAAAAAUAUCAUGGUUGGAUUGUACGUGGUGUGUUUGCGCUUGCUGUCAAAAGCUGUCCAUAUUACAAGGAUUUCAUAAAAGCAUUGUCCACUACUGGAACAGGUGUUGCUGCUAGCGAAGGUGAAGCAUUAGCUGAAAUGGCUUCGUGUGUUGAGGCCCUUAACAGAAUUGUUUCAAAGCUAAACAGUUACUACCGAAAAAAUAAGUUAGACUCGGAUGCUGUUGUGUAGUUCAAGUUUGAUGUCUUCGAACUGAAUGUAAUAUUGAACAGAAAGACGUUACACUUGGAUGCUGUAGUAUAGUGCAAGUUCGCAGUCUGAAUGUGUUCAACCUGAUAACGCAAUACCUCACAGAUAACACUGCUACCAGAGAUGUUUGCAAGAAACCUAAAUUUUGUAGAUUUCGGAAUGAACGAAAAAAGGCUGUUAAUACUGGAUUCCGAUGGUUUUAUAAACCUUUCGUUUUCUAAGUAGAAAUGGUUGCAACGAGAAGUUUUCAAACAAAAAAUAAUUUAGCAGAACCAAUCAAAAUGCGAUGGUUUUGUAUUUUUAGAUUCAUCCGCCUGUUUUUUUUAGGGUGGAAACUCGUAAGAAUGGAAGAACACUUGAAAAGUUCCAAAUAUUAGUAAAUAAUCCUGGAAAAUCAUUUUUCUGAAUCUAUAUUUUGUUUUUUGGUCGGCAGGUUAUGAGAACUGUUUUUCUGUUUUUGCCGCAAAAUUACUCCUGGAAGAAGGUCUACAAAUUCCUGGAAAAGUCCGGAAAUUUAUUUCUGAGAGAAUUAAUAGCUUCCCUGUUUUUGAGUGAAAAUGUAUAUUAAGGAACCUUCUAAAAGAGGAAAAUGUCUUACAGAUAAUUCGUAUACUUCCUUUUGCCAAGAUUACCGAGGGACGGAAAUUAGAUUUUCUGAAAUUUGGUUGAUGGAUCAGGUUUACAUCCAAAACAAAAGUUGAGACAAGAAAACCAAAAGUCUAAUUCAUUACGACUUGAACCCUUUGUCUCGAUUUCUUGUAAAAAGGGUACAUAAGAAAAUAUUUAUCCUAUUGCAUGCACAUCACAAGGAUUUAUUUUGUCCAAUACUUCCAGUAAAUGCAUCACAUAUAUAUUUAUUGUUAAUAACUUUUUAUGUUGUAUUUAGUAUUAUUUAUUUUACAUAUAGGUCUUUUUAAGAAUUGCUAUAAGUCGCCACAGUCGUCGAAAUAGUCAGCUCGUCCAUAUAUUCGAUGACGUUAAAAAUCCGUUCUCAUUAAACUAAUUUUUCCCAUUUUGAUUGGCUAGUAAAAACUUCAAAGAUUUUAACUUUUCCAACGCAGAAUUUUCGCCGACCAAUGGGGUCCCUCGAUGUUCCCGCUUUGCACGCAAUGUGGGAAAAUGGUGUUAUGUUAAAUUAAAUCAUUUUCGGUUGAUGUAUAAAAUUAUGAUAAUUUAAGAUAAUUUAUGACAAUUUAUGAUGUAUUUGAGUUCUUUUGGAUGUACGGUAUUUUUAUACAUGGGAAUUAAACUUUUAAACUAAA